Messenger RNA from Closterium sp. Naga37s-1, 732 nucleotides. The record is from the annotation of a GenBank genome assembly. Lineage: Eukaryota; Viridiplantae; Streptophyta; Zygnematophyceae; Desmidiales; Closteriaceae.
AUGGCUUUAGCUCCGGCGCUCUUAAAGCCCGUGAUGGACUUUAGGUUCCUGGAUGAGGGUACCGGCGGGGAUAAGAAGCGCAAACGACAAAAAGAUGAGCGCGAGGCGAAAGCCGCCGCCGAAGCCGCGGAGGAGGAAGCCGCCGCCGCGGAUCAACCGGGCGACAUGGCAAUUGACGGCGACGGCGCUGACGGCCAGCCGACAGCUAAACGGCAAGCCGUUCCCAUGGCCGACGACGAGAACCGGCCGUCGUUUGGUCGGCCGUCGUACGACGGAGUGAUCGCAGGGAAGGCUUCGGGUCGCAAAUGGAAAACCGUGCGAACGACGAGGUCAUCCGCGCUAAGAGUCACCGGCCGGAAGGAGGUUUCGUUAGAAGAGAAGCGAAGGCAGCGAGAGCUUAAGAAGGCGUAUAGGGAACGGAAGGAGGAGUUGAAGGAGGAGAUUAGGAGCAACAAGCAGGCGAAGCGAGCCGCGGCGCAGGAGAAGCAGCGGCGGAAGGAGGAGAAUGCGCUCAAGGGCGCGCCUCGUGAAAGUCUAAGGAAGAGGAUUGCCAGUGCCGCACGAGGCAACGAUCUGUCUGAGACUGAGGAGGGGAGGGGAGGCGAGCAGGGUAAGGGACGAUGGCGAAGAGUGAGAAGAGGCGAGAGGGUGUACAGACGAGGUGGUGUGAGGGGGUACGUGUGUGUUCUGCUGCUGGUUGCUGCUGAUUGGUGCUGUUGCGUGGGACAGUAG